Sphenostylis stenocarpa is the source of this 1404-nucleotide messenger RNA. The record is from the annotation of a GenBank genome assembly. NCBI's taxonomy places the organism in Eukaryota, Viridiplantae, Streptophyta, Magnoliopsida, Fabales, Fabaceae.
AUGGCCACAGCCAUGUUCAUAUAUGCCAUGUUCAUGCGCUUGGUUCCCCCAACUCUUCAAGCUCGUGUUAGAAGGUACACCAACAAAUUCACCUCCUUGGUUUACCCUUACAUCAGAAUCACCUUCCAUGAAUUCACAGGUGAACGCCUCAUGAAAAGUGAGGCCUACACAGCCAUCCAAACCUACCUCAGUGAACACUCUUCCCAGAGUGCCACAAGGCUCAAAGCAGAAGUGAUCAAAGUCAAAGACACACACACCCCUUUAGUCCUUAGCAUGGAUGAUAACGAAGAGAUCAUAGAAGAGUUCCAAGGAGUGAAGUUGUGGUGGGGUUCUUACAAAAUCACCCCCAAAACUCAGUCCUUUUCUGUGUACCCUUCUUCAGAUGAAAAAAGGUACUACAAACUCACCUUUCACAAACGCUAUAGAAGCCUCAUCACCGAGUGUUACCUCAAACAUGUUUUGGAAGAAGCAAAGGCCAUUGAGAUGAAGAAUAGACAACUGAAGCUUUACACCAACAGUAAGACAAGGUGGAGCCAUGUGGUUUUUGAGCAUCCAGCAACUUUUGAGACACUUGCAAUGAGGCCUAAGGAGAAGGAGGGUAUCAUCAAUGACCUUGUGAAGUUCAAAAGUGGGAAGAGUUAUUAUACCAAGAUUGGUAAGGCUUGGAAAAGAGGGUACUUAUUAUAUGGUCCUCCAGGUACUGGGAAAUCUACCAUGAUAGCUGCAAUGGCUAAUUUCAUGAACUAUGAUGUGUAUGAUCUUGAGUUGACAGCAGUGGUGGACAAUUCUGAUUUGAGAAAGCUGUUAAUUAACACGUCAAGCAAGUCGAUUAUAGUGAUUGAAGACAUUGAUUGCUCUCUUGAUCUCACCGGUCAAAGGAAGAAGAAAAAGGAAAGAGUUGAGGGUAAAGAAGGAAAAAGUGCUUCUCUCAAAAGGGGUGAUGAAGAUGAUGAGGACAAGGGAAGUAAGGUAACACUUUCUGGACUAUUGAAUGUUAUAGAUGGGAUUUGGUCAGCUUGUGGGGGGGAGAGGAUCAUGGUUUUCACAACUAAUUUUGUGGAGAAACUUGACCCUGCUUUGAUAAGGAGAGGGAGGAUGGAUAAGCACAUAAAACUGUCAUAUUGUUGCUAUGAGGCAUUCAAGGUGCUUGCUAAGAACUACUUGGAUGUUGAGUCUCACCAUUUGUUUCCUAGAAUUGAGAAGUUGUUGGAAGAGACCAAAAUCACUCCUGCUGAUGUUGCUGAGACUCUGAUGCCAAAAUCAGAGGAUGAAGAAGUGGAUACUUCCUUGCAUAGCUUGAUUCAAUUUCUUGAGAUGACAGAAAUCAAGAAAUCCAAUUUGCAACAGAGUAAAGAUAUUAAACAUGGUGAAGUAGUGAUGGAAGAAAAUGGUGUCAUCAAUUAG